UGCACACACAAACACGCACAAACACACACAUCUAAAAGAGGCAGACCUGCAAAACGACGUUCGUCUCAAUUAGAGAUCAUCAGAGGGCUUUUUUGUCUUUAUUUUCAUCACAGCCUCCUUGGAUUUCUCUCAUGUGUCCGUGAUUGCGCACAGCGCCCCGACAGUGGAUAUCUACGUCAGAUCGAGACAUAUUUUGGCAGCAAUAAGAUACCGGUGAAUGGGAAACAGAGUCACGGAACCUUCUCCACCUUCCCCCCAUCUUGACACACACGUGCGCCUUCCCAUUGGUGAGGUUUGCGCUCCUGAGAGCGGAGCCGGUGCGCGCGCUCAGCCGGGCCGGGCGCGCCUCGUCUGGGAGGAGUAGAAGGGAUGGAGUCGUUUUUCACAGAGGGGGCCCGGGUUUGGGUCAAGGAGAAGGAACAGUUUCUCCCAGCCACUGUUAACUCCUGUGGAGAUGGAACCCUAGUGGUCACAUCUGACUAUGGAGAGGUGCUUUACCUACAGCAGGCUGAGGUCACUCGGGAGCGGGUGUACGCCAUGCAUCAGUCCAGCAUUGACGGGGUGGAGGACAUGUCAGCUCUGGCUGAGCUGCACGAGGCUGCAAUCAUGCACAAUCUUUACCAGCGCUACCAGAAGGAUAAUAUUUACACCAAUAUUGGAAGCAUCCUGGCUGCUGUCAACCCAUAUAAACAGAUUGCAGGUCUGUACGACCUGGAGAGGGUUGACUUGUACUCCAAGCACCAUUUAGGGGAGCUCCCUCCACACAUUUUCGCUGUGGCCAAUGAAUGUUACCGCUGCAUCUGGAAACGCCACGACAGUCAGUGUGUCCUCAUAAGUGGUGAAUCAGGGGCGGGGAAGACGGAGAGCACUAAACUGCUCCUGCAGUUUCUGUCAGUGAUGAGCCAGAACUCCGUUGGGACUCCGCAGUCAGAGAGAACUACACACGUGGAGCAAGCCAUUGUUCAGAGCAGUCCCAUCAUGGAGGCCUUUGGAAAUGCAAAGACUGUUUAUAACAACAACUCCAGCCGUUUUGGGAAGUUCAUCCAGCUUCACUUCUCAGAGUGCGGCAACAUCCAAGGAGGCUGUGUCAUCGACUAUUUACUGGAAAAGAACCGUGUGGUGCGACAAAACCCCGGAGAGAGAAACUACCACAUCUUCUAUGCCCUGCUGGCAGGAGCCAGUAAAGAAGAUAAAAGCCUCUACUUCCUGGAGGAGCCUGCUGAAUCGUUCCACUACCUCAGCCAAUCAGGGUGUCUGAAGGAUAAGAGCCUAAAUGAUAAAGAACUUUACAACAGUGUUAUGGAGGCGCUGAAAGUUUUAGGGUUCACAGAGGAGGAGAUCAGAGAUAUGUUUAAACUGCUGUCAGGCGUUUUGCAGCUUGGGAACAUGGAGUUCAUGCUUGCAGGAGGAGCUCAGAUCACCACCAAGCAAGUGGUCAGUAAUGUCAGUGAGCUGUUGGGUCUGGACGCCUUCCAGCUGUCUGAAGUCCUGACUCAGCGAUCCAUAAUUCUGAGAGGAGAAGAAAUCUGCUCCCCUCUCACUAUUGAACAGGCGAUUGAUUCCAGGGACUCUGUUGCAAUGGCAUUAUAUUCCCAGUGCUUCUCCUGGAUCAUCCUCAAGAUCAACCAGAAAAUCAAAGGAAAAGAAAAUUUCAAAUCCAUUGGAAUCCUUGAUAUCUUUGGCUUUGAAAAUUUUGAGGUGAAUCGUUUUGAGCAGUUUAACAUCAACUACGCCAACGAGAAGCUUCAGGCGUACUUUAACAAGCACAUCUUCUCCCUGGAGCAGCUGGACUACAACAGGGAAGGUGUGCAGUGGGAUGCCAUUGACUGGAUGGACAAUGCAGAGUGCCUCGACCUCAUAGAGAAGAAACUUGGCCUGCUGGCGCUGGUGAAUGAAGAGAGCAGGUUCCCCAAAGGAACGGAUUUCACUCUGCUGGAGAAGUUGCACAGCAGACACUCAACAAACCCUUACUAUGUGAAGCCCAGAGUUGCAGAUCAUCAGUUUGGGAUCAAACAUUAUGCUGGAGAGGUGCUUUAUGAUGUGAGAGGGAUCUUGGAGAAGAACAGAGACACGUUUAGGGAUGACAUCCUGAACAUGCUCAAGGACAGCAGGCUGGACUUCAUCUACGACUUGUUUGAGAAGGUCGGCAGCAGAAACAAUGAGGAGAAGAUGGGGACAGCCAGACGUAAACCCACAGUGAGCUCUCAGUUCAGGGACUCCCUUCAUGCUCUUAUGGCCACUCUCAGUGUAUCCAAUCCGUUCUUCAUUCGCUGCAUUAAACCCAACAUGGAAAAGACUCCAAACGUGUUUGAUCCUGAAAUCGUUCUGAACCAGCUGCGAUAUUCAGGGAUGCUGGAGACGGUGAAGAUCCGUCGUGCAGGAUUCCCCGUUCGCAGAACGUUUAAAGAUUUUUUCUCACGGUAUAAAAUCAUCUUUAAAGACAGAGUAGCGACAGCAGGGGAUGAUAAGAAAAGAAGUACUGAUCUGUUAACUAAAUACGACAAGACUAAGAAAGAGUGGCAGCUGGGAAAGACCAAGGUUUUCAUGAAGGAAUCUUUGGAGCAGCGUUUGGAGAAAGACAGGGACGAAAUCCGGCGUCAAGCUGCCAUGAUAAUCAGAGCACAUCUUCUCACUUUCUCUGCAAAGAAGCAUUUCAAACAGGUUCGCACCAGCAUUGUUGUUCUGCAGAAACACCUGCGGAGGCACAUCCAGCGCAGACAGUUUGUCAAACAGCGUAAGGCAGCGCUGGUGCUGCAGAAACACAGGCGAGGGCAGGUGGCCCGUGCCCAUGUUCGAAAAUUAAAAGAAGAGAAGAAGAAGAGGGAAGAGGCGCAAAGAAAGAAAGAGGAGGAAGAGACGAAAUUGGGUGAGGGGGAAAACAAGGAGGAUAAGCAUGAAGAAGAUGAAGAAGCAGCAAAGAAGGAUGAAGCUCGUCAAAUGGAGGAGAUCCUGCAGCUGGAGAGAGAGAUCGAACGCUUGCAGAAAAAGCGAGAAGAUGAGGUGUCGCAGCUGUGUGAGUCCUCCAAACAGGAGCUACAGUUGCGUCGGGAUGCUGAGCUCAAGCGGAUGAAGAAGGAGGCAUCCCGGAAGGCGACGGAGCUGAUCGAUCUCCUGAACUUUGGGGGUGUAGAUCCUUCUGUGGAAGCAGUUGGAGAGAAGCCUGCAGAGGAGGUGAACACAGCUAAAGGGGCAAGCCCAGCUGCAGGGGCAUCUAAAGAAGAGGAUGUAGAUGAAGGGUUCCAUGCUGAGGAGGAGUGCAUCCCCCUGCCGGACUUCCCACCCCCUGCUGAGUCUGAUGCUCCCAUAGAUCAGGAAAUAUUUGUUCAUCUCCCUCCUCCUCCACCUGCCUUUGCAGAAGGAACAGUUCCCCCUGGGCCUCCUCCUCCUCCUCCACUUCCAGCAGAUGGCAUACCUGCUGCUGGAAUUCCUCCGCCUCCUCCGCCACCUCCACCUGGAGAUGGGGCUACUGUCCCACCACCUCCGCCACCGCCCCCGGGAGAGGCAAAUGAGGCAACCAAACAAGAUACUGAAAGGAAAGUGAGCAUGGUGGAGAGCCUUGUGGACGGAGAGGAGCCUAUCUACAGCAUGCCAGCCGAUACAGAGUCGGACUACGAUCAGGAAGACGAAGAGGGGUCUGUCAAUGCCGGUGACGACAGCUCGGUAUCCGGAAGCAAUCGUGGGAGCGCUACAGUCACAGACGAGGAGCACCCGAGGAAGUCGACCUGCACCAACACCAGCGUGGAGUCCUACAGAGGCAGCUCUGACUCUGUGAGGACACACACUUACUCGCAUCCUCACAUGCGUGCACGCAGACAUUACGCAGACAGCGAAGAUGAACAUGAUGGCAUGUUGGACACGGAUGAAGAGGUGACGAAUGGUCGAGUGACUUUGCUCAAUGGAAAUGGACCCCCGUAUUUCCAUGGUUACCUCUACAUGAAGGCUGGUCUGAUGAUCCCGUGGAAGAGGCGCUGGUGCGUCUUAAAAGAUGAGACAUUUAUGUGGUUCCGGUCCAAGCAGGAAUCCCUGAAGUCUGGGUGGCUCUACAAGAAGGGAGGAGGACUCUCUACUCUUUCCCGGAGGUUAAACUGGAAGAUGCGCUGGUUUGUUCUAAGAGACAACAAGCUGAUGUACUAUGAGAAUGACAGUGAGGAGAAGCUGAAAGGAACCAUUGACAUCCGAGCGGCUAAGGAGAUCGUGGACAACCAUGAAAAAGAGAACGCUCUGAACAUCGUUACAGAAGAAAGGACGUACCAAGUGUUUGCCGAGUCGCCAGAAGAUGCGAGUGGGUGGUUUAAUGUGCUUAGCAAGGUGAGAGUGUGCACCCCUGAACAGCUGCUGGACAUGUCUCAUGAGCAGGCAAAUCCUAAAAAUGCAGUUGGAACACUUGAUGUAGGCCUGAUUGACUCGGUUUGUGCAUCAGAUAACCCUGAUCGCCCAAAUUCGUUUGUCAUCAUUACGGCAAACCGGGUGAUCCACUGCAACAGUGACACACCCGAGGAGAUGCAUCACUGGAUCAGUCUGCUGCAGAAACCCAAAGGAGAUGCCAGGAUAGAUGGACAGGAGUUCCUUGUCAGAGGUUGGCUCCACAAGGAGAUGAAGACGAAUGCUAAGAGCACGUCCCUGAAACUGAAGAAACGCUGGUUUGUUUUGACCCACAACUCUCUGGAUUACUACAAGAACUCAGAGAAAAACUCCUCUAAGAUGGGGACUUUAGUCCUAAACUCCCUCUGCUCUGUCAUCCAGCCGGAUGAACGGGUUCACAGGGAGACUGGCUACUGGAACAUAAUUGUGUAUGGAAGGAAGCAUUGCUAUCGCCUAUAUACUAAAAUGCUGAAUGAGGCCAUGAGAUGGACGGCCGCAAUCCUGGGAGUCAUAGAAAGCAAAACCCCGAUCGAAACUCCGACCCUUCAGCUCAUUAGAGAUAUCAAGGAGAACAGUGUGAACCCAGAAAUAGUGGAGCAGAUGUACAGGAGAAACCCAAUCCUCAGAUACACUCAGCAUCCACUGCACUCCCCUCUGCUGCCGCUGCCUUACGGGGAGGUCACCAGCUUGCAUCGGCAGCAGGGCUAUGCUAGUCUGCAGGAUGAGGCAGUGAGAGUUUUUAAUUCACUACAGGAGAUGGAGACACUGGCAGACACGGUGCCCAUCAUUCAGGGCAUCCUGCAGACCUGCCAGGAUCUGCGUCCUCUCAGGGAUGAGGUUUAUUGUCAGGUGAUCAAGCAGACCAAUCAUGUGCCUCAACCUAACAGCCCAGCCAAUCUGGCACACUGGCACCUGCUGACCUGCAUGAGCUGCACCUUCCUUCCCAGUCGAGCCAUCCUCAGAUAUCUCCGCUUCCACCUUAAAAGGGUUCGUGAACGUUAUCCUGGUACGGAGAUCGAGCGUUAUGCAAGCUUCAUUGGUGAAUCCCUGAAGAAGACCAAGACUCGUGAGUUUGUCCCAUCUCAGGAAGAGAUCGCAGCCCUGCUGCUGAGACAGGAGAUGAGCACCACUGUCUACUGCCAUGGAGGAGGCUCCUGCAAGAUCUCAAUUAACUCUCACACAACAGCUGGAGAGGUUGUUGAGAAGCUGAUCAGAGGUCUGGCCAUGGAGGACAGCAAGAACCUGUUUUCUCUGUUUGAACACAACACAUUUACAGACCGAGCGCUGGAGAGCAGAGUGAUUGUGGCGGAUGUCCUGGCCAAAUUUGAGAGAUUGGCAGGCAGUGAAGAAGACGAAGAAGAGGGAGAGUGGAAACUGUAUUUCAAACUGUACUGCUUCCUGGAUGUAGAGAGCAUGCCCAAAGAGGGAGUGGAGUUUGCAUUCAUGUUUGAACAGGCCCAUGAGUCUUUAAUCAGCGGCCACUUCCCAGCCUCAGAGGAGACUUUGCAGCACCUGGCAGCUUUACGUCUCCAGUAUCUCCAUGGCGAUGGGGCGGGUCGGGCUGGAUGGAGCCUCGGAAGCGUGUAUCCCAUCGGACGCCUACGGAAUCGCAUAUUGCAAUCCACGAAACCGGGGUCGGCCGCAGUGGGCGGACCUGGGUCAAGGGGCAGCGGAGGGAUCGGAGACGUGAUCGGUACCAUUGGAGGACAGGGGGGGGCAGGGUCCAGCACGGAGAAACGAAAGACUCCGACCUUCAGGGAUUCUUCCCUCAGGAAAAGCAAAACGGGUUCACUGAAGAAGCAGAAGGUGGAAGGGGAGCAGAGGCUGGAAAUGUGGGUGAAGGAGGAGACGUCUGCAACGCGCACCAGCAUCAUGGAGAAGUGGGCCCGUCUGCAGGGAAUGCCGCAGCAUCAGGCCAUGCUGAAGUACAUGAGCAUCAUCAAGGAGUGGCCUGGAUAUGGCUCCACUCUCUUUGAUGUGGAGUGUAAAGAGGGAGGUUUCCCUCACGAUCUGUGGCUGGGAGUGAGUGCUGACAAUGUUUCUGUGUAUAAGCGAGGUGAACCCAAACCACUGGAGACCUUCCAGUAUGAGCACAUCACCUUCUUUGGAGCUUCUCAGCCAUGCACCUAUAAAAUCAUUGUGGAUGAAAGGGAGAUGUAUUUCGAGACUCCACAGGUUGGGGAGAUCACCAAGAUCAUGAAGGCUUACAUAAACAUGAUGGUGAAGAAGCGUUGUAGCAUCAUGUCCGUGACCAGCGUGGCUAGUUCCUGGGUCAGGUGAUCACCAAACCACGGUCCUCUGUUCAUCCAUCCAGCUGCAACAGGCCCCUUCAUCGGCCAUGUUAGAAUUAUGUUCUUGAUGAUGGCGGAUGCAGCAGCCAGUAAACCCAACAGUUGAUUCAACUUAAAAAAGCCGUCCAAGGCUGAAAAGGUAGACAUGGAAAAGGAAGCCAAAUAAAGACUCUUCUGGCCUGAGUUCUCCUUGGGAGAAAUUUCUGAGCAUGACAGAGGAAAUAGUCAAUUAUUUUGGACUUUCACUUAAAACACCCCACCCCAACUGUAGUAACGUAUGUAGAAGUCCAAGCACACCACAAACUGCUUCCAUUUUUUUCCUUUUUACAGGCAAAACAAAAAGCACAAAUAAGUCCUUCACUCUUAUCCAGCUGUUCACUCACUCCUCUGAUUUUUUCUCUCUCUCUUUCACUUCAUGUUCUUUUUAUUCUUACGGCAUCUUAUUUCUGUUGCCAUUAAGCUGUAGGGUUUUACUCUUAUUCUUGCUUGCUUUUUAGAUGUUGUUUCCAAGAUUUUAUCUUUAAUGUCAGCAGUAUUACUUUCCAGUAAAAGUUUUGAUUAAUUGUCAUUAUUCAGGGGAAACUGUCCCUCAUUGUGCUCACUCUUUAGCGCCACCAUGUGGCCACAAGGGACACACGGCUUCAGGAAGUGGCUCUGAGUUUUUAUGAGAUCCAAGGUUGUUUUAAGGGAGUCUGCUUGGCAUUGGGAGUCUGUGCAAGGUUGGAUCCCUAAAGAAACUAAUAUCUAUAUAUGUGAAGAUGUAACACAGCCUGCAUAAAUCUGUAUAGUCACAAAUAUGUACACAUAAACUAAACUAAUGUAUCAUUUUAUAUGAAUUGCACUCACUGCAAGUAUUUUUUUUCUUAUUGUUUUUGAUGGCUGUUCCACUCUAAAGCCUAAAGAUGCCAUACCUAACACAAUGUGACGCCUGUCAUGUGAAAUACAUGCAAUGGAUUAGUGUUAUAUGAUGACCACCAUAUGUGUAAGGAUUACGAUGCUGAUGCUGUGCACCAUUCACCAGCUGUGACAUUAUUGUGACUCACUGAGGAGUAAAAACGAGCUGAAAUACAGGCUACAGCCCCUCUGGCUGCUCUCAAGGUCAUAUCUUCACAGUCUUUGAAAAGUCCACCAUUGUUAUAAUCCCACUUUACCUUGAGCCAUAAAAUACUGUAUAGCCCUAUUUGCUCAACCAGGUUUUUUUUUUAUGCUCACUGCUGGAAUUAAGACACAUGCGUCAGUAAAUUAGAAUAUAAUUAAAAGGAUUAGAUGUUUGUUUUAAGUUUCUGAUCGUUUUUUAUUAUACUUUUUUGGUAAAAAACAAAAACAAACAGUUUCUCUGAAAGGUUAAACAACCGCUUGUCUGCAUUGUUGAUUCAGGCAAAGUAAAACCAUGAUCUGAAUUGCUUAUUUUUAAAGGUCAGGCAUACUUGCCUUCUCUUUUCAAGUUUCUCUGUGAAUUCAAUUAGCAACCAUAUGCUAUUAUUUUUGUUAAAUAUCUGCCAUAGGAAAUCUCAAUUUUAAACAACCAGCAGUUUAUUAAUAUAUUUAGCUCUAAUAAGCAGAAAACCAUGAAACGUUUCAUAAAGAUGAAGUGCAAAUUUCCUUCAUAGGAAAAAAAACACAACACAUAAUUUCCAAGCAAAUGAAAAGAAAAGUAGGUUCGAAAAAACAUAACUGUUUGGAUUUUAGUGUCAUUCCGUUGUAAAAACCUAAUUAUGCUUCUAAGACUGGUAUGCAUUAUUCUACUUUAUUAGUUGUUAAAACACAUUUUAGGCCCCUAUUAAGAGCCAUUGUAGAGUAAAUGUAGAGCAAUUGUAAAGUGUUCUUAAUUUUCAUUGAAGGCUCCUGCACAGUUUGGACUUGAUAAAGUACAGUGAACCAACAACAGCAGCACCUGAAAAAUAGGACUUUAAAUAAUGGGUAAAAGUCCAAAUCUUUUUUCUCUUAGCCAGGUUAGACACUGCUAAUAACCAUAGGAGUUGUAGCCCAUGUUGAGCAUAAGCUCUUAAAGCUGCCUCUCCAGCCUCUCACAUGUUGUGAAUCUUUUCAAAACUCAUUAA
Cyprinodon variegatus (sheepshead minnow) is the source of this 8713-nucleotide messenger RNA. It is a transcript of the gene myo10l1, whose product is annotated as unconventional myosin-X-like. Gene Ontology annotation, biological process: signal transduction. NCBI's taxonomy places the organism in Eukaryota, Metazoa, Chordata, Actinopteri, Cyprinodontiformes, Cyprinodontidae. The record is from RefSeq and is a predicted model, not a curated record. Gene Ontology annotation, cellular component: cytoskeleton; myosin complex. The transcript has 43 exons. Gene Ontology annotation, molecular function: cytoskeletal motor activity; protein binding; ATP binding. The coding region runs from base 370 to 6642 and encodes 2090 amino acids.